Messenger RNA from Cherax quadricarinatus, 1893 nucleotides. It is a transcript of the gene Dbp45A, whose product is annotated as putative ATP-dependent RNA helicase Dbp45A. Lineage: Eukaryota; Metazoa; Arthropoda; Malacostraca; Decapoda; Parastacidae. The record is from RefSeq and is a predicted model, not a curated record. Gene Ontology annotation, molecular function: ATP binding; nucleic acid binding.
AAAGAUGGUAGAUGUUCAUACAUCUCUGCUCACGUGUUAGAGGUCACUUGUUCCCCCCCCCCCUUUUUUUUUAUUUGUUUUCGUCUAUAGUUGUGCAGUAUUGCCUCCCCGGACAUCGGUGGUUAAUACGGUUUAAGCUGCAACAACAAUGAAUAUUGGCAUCAAUGCCCACUAUCCCUGAAUCCUUGCUCUACUUUGAACCUCGUCUUCCAGAACCUUAAGAGGCAAGGUUUAGUUCUUGUACUGUGGUGGCCCUAACAAGUUUAUCAAUUACAAGAGGGGAAUAUGGCAGAUGUUGUGAGUGAGGACACCCGCGGGAGAACUUAUGCGGACAUCCAGGGACUUCAGCCUUGGGUGAUAAAGCAGUUGAACCAGUUAAAGAUUCACCAACCAACCCCCAUUCAGUACCACUGCAUUCAGCCUGCACUUGAGGGCAAAGAUGUCAUUGGAGCGGCAAAGACUGGUUCGGGGAAAACUCUUGCUUUUGUUAUUCCCAUACUACAAAGAUUAUCAAUUGACCCUUAUGGCAUUUAUGCGCUUGUUCUGACACCUACACGAGAACUUGCUUUUCAGAUAGCUGACCAGUUCCGGGCUCUUGGAGCUCCGGUAUCACUACGAUUAAGUGUGGUCGUGGGAGGCCUGGAUAUUGUAGUGCAGGGUGCAGAACUGAAUCGGUCUCCACAUGUAGUUGUAUCCACACCUGGGCGGCUGGCAGAUAUAUUGGAAACAUCUCCAGAAUUUACACUCAAACGGAUAAAAUUCUUAGUCUUAGAUGAAGCUGACCGCUUAAUGGAUGGCAGGUUCGACUCUCAGCUACACACUAUCUGGUCGUCACUGCCAGAGAAGAGACAAACACUUCUGUUCUCUGCAACCAUCACGGACAGGCUAGAGAGAAUGAAAGAACUUGCAUCAUCUGAGGUAUUUCUUUGGCAGUCAUCAGGAAAUAAACAGGCAACGGUGCAACAGCUGGACGAGCGCUAUGCUUUAGUCAAUCCCAUUGUGAAAGAUGCCACCAUGAUUGCUAUGGUUCUUCAACAAACUGAACAGAAACCAAGGGGUUUAAUAAUGAUUUUUACUGAUACAUGCAAGAAUACACAGGUACUGAGCAUGUUGCUGAACUCCUUAAGUAUAGAGUGUGUGGCUCUUCACUCCAUGCUCUCCCAGAAAGAGAGACUGUCUGCCUUAGCACGAUUCAAGUCAUCACAAGUGAAGGUUCUCAUUGCCACUGAUGUUGCAAGUAGAGGGCUGGAUAUUCCUUUGGUGGAGCUGGUAAUCAAUCAUGCCAUUCCUAACCUUCCCAAGAACUACAUCCAUCGAGUUGGUCGAACAGCUCGAGCAGGCAGGGCUGGUCAGGCUCUUUCCUUCAUCACUCCACAUGAAAUCAAGAUUUUGCUAGCUAUUGAGUCAGAGACACGAAGGAAAAUGACUGAGUUGAAAGUGGAUGAAGCUAUGGUGCGCAAGAUCAUGAAGCAAGUUAAUGUAUCUCGACGAGAACAAGAAAUCAGGCUUGAACAAACUGACUUUGAUGAGCGUCGGAACAUUAACAAGCGUAAACGGCUCAUCUUAGAGGGCAGAGAUCCUGAUGAGGAAGAGAAGAAGAAACGAAAGCAUUUGAAAAAACUCAGAAAAGCAGAGAGGCAAGAAAGGAACGAGUUGCUCAAACACUUGGAGAAGAAAACAAAGUGGGAAAAGCAAGACGAUGGAGACUCAUAACUGAUGAGGUUAAAAGACGGUAAAAGAAUAUAAGAAAAAGGUACUUCUGGUCUGAAACCAACCAAAAUCAUCUCCAUUUCACUAUCUUCUGGUCUAUCCAUUGGCACCAAGAAAGUUAAUAAAACCAUGAAAACCACCCUAGAAAAUGCCUCAAAGUUGUUGUUUUAACCCAAAGUCAGA